AAUUGCGGGACUCGCUGCUCGCAGGGUUGUCCGUUACCCGGGCCAAGCUGUCAUCUACGUCCCGUCCCUUUCAGUCGCGAUCCGUGUGUCUUCCAGCGGUACACGGCGGGGCUCGGCGGUCAUUUCAGCAGGCGAAACGCACAAUAUACUGCCUGCGUUACUUUUUAAAGCGGAGUAUAAAGCUUUACCAAGACAUUUUCUACUCAAUUGAAAAAAAGAAAAGAAAAAAGGCUGAAGAUGAAGUUGGAAAGGGGGUGGAUGUGUUUUGUGCUGCUCCUGUCCUUGCUGGCUGUGGCAUCUGCGGCGACCCAGGGGAAGCAGUUGGAGGUUGAUAUUUCAGACUUUGAUGAAGAUAUGGGCUUGGACGAGGAGGAAUUAAAGGUUCUAAUGUCGGAGGAAGAGGAAGAGGAGGAGGAGGAGGCGGAGGAGGCGACGGUGAUGGAUGAAGACCACUCGGAUGAGACAGAUGGCACAGCAAGUGGAAAGGCUGGAAUAGAUGCAAAUGUCUCCUUCCAGGUAACGUACAAGACUCCUGUACCUACUGGAGAUGUCUACUUCGCAGAGACAUUUGAUGAUGGCUCACUGGAAAGUUGGCAGCUGUCAAAGACGGUGAAGGGUGAUGCAGAUGAUGAAAUCGCCAAAUAUGACGGGAAGUGGGCUGUGGAGCCGCUGAAGGAGAACAAAGUUCCAGGAGAUCAGGGCCUAGUCCUCAAGUCCCGGGCCAAACACCACGCCAUCUCCGCGAUGCUCAGCAAACCCUUUGUCUUCCAGGAUGAACCUCUGGUCGUACAGUAUGAGGUGAAUUUCCAGGAUGGCAUUGACUGCGGUGGCGCAUACAUCAAACUGCUUUCAGACACUGGCCAUCUCAAUUUGGAGCAAUUCCAUGACCGCACAGCGUACACCCUCAUGUUUGGGCCAGACAAGUGCGGCGAGGACUACAAGCUGCACUUCAUCUUCCGCCAUCAGAAUCCUCUGAACAAAGACACGGAGGAGAAGCAUGCCAAGAGAGCGGACGUCGACCUCAAGAAGUUCUACACUGACAAGAAGACUCACCUCUACACUCUGGUCUUGAACCCAGACAACAGCUACGAGAUGUUCAUAGACCAGUCUAGCGUGAGCCGCGGCAGCCUCCUGAACGACGUUGUGCCUCCGGUCAAUCCGCCCAAAGAGAUCGAUGACCCGCAUGACUCUAAGCCGGAGGACUGGGACGAGAGGGCCAAGAUUCCCGACCCUGAGGCGACAAAGCCCGACGACUGGGACGAAGAGGCUCCAGCAAAGAUCGAAGACCCCGACGCUUUGAAGCCAGAGGGCUGGCUGCACGACGAACACGAGUUUGUCUCUGACCCCAGCGCCGAGAAGCCAGAGGACUGGGACGAGGACAUGGAUGGAGAGUGGGAAGCCCCGCAGAUUCCUAACCCGGCCUGUGAGACGGCCCCCGGCUGUGGGGAGUGGAAGCGUCCCCAGAUCAACAACCCUGAGUACAAGGGCAAGUGGAAAGCCCCUCUGGUGGACAAUCCCAACUAUCAGGGAGUCUGGAAGGCGCGUAAAAUCAAUAACCCGGAAUAUUUUGAGGACCUGCAGCCGUUCAGGAUGACACCGAUCAAAGCCGUGGGCUUGGAGCUGUGGUCCAUGACGUCCGAUAUCUACUUUGACAACUUCAUCAUCACCUCCCACAAGGAGGUGGCUGACCGCUGGGCCGCCGACAGCUGGGGGCUGAAGAAACUGGUGGCCAGCGCUAACGAGCCGGGGAUCUUUGCUCAGCUGACAAUUGCAGCCGAGGAACGGCCGUGGCUCUGGGUGAUCUACAUACUGACAGUCGGCCUGCCCGUCAGUCUGGCUGUGCUGUUCUGCUGGCCGAAGAAAUCUGAUGACGACUACGUGUACAAAAAGGUGGAUCCUCCCCAGGCUGAUAUAGAGGAAGAGGAGGAGGAGGAGGAGGAGGAAGAGGCGGCAGCAGGAGAGAAGGAAGGAAAAGCAGCUGAUGGUGCAAAAGGUGUUCCAACUGCAGAAGUGGCUGAGGAGGAGGAUGAAGCCAAUGCGGGAGGUGACAACCUAGAGGAGGAUGAUGAUGAAGAGGAGGAGGAGGAUGAAGAAGAUGAAGAGGAGGAGGAGGAGGAGGAGGAGGGGGGGGAAGAGGAGAGCAAAGCUCCUGAGAGAACAUUAGAGGAGGAGGAGGAGGAGGAGGAGGAGCCGAAGGAGGGAGGAGACGUUGCCGAAGAGAGCCACAAACAAGCUGUGCGAAAGAGGAGGGUACGGAAAGACUGAGGGGGAGAACCCAGCACCUCUGGUCUCCUGUAUCCCCUGAUGCGGAGGAGGUGGAAAGGUCGUCUCAGCUGCUGCUCCGCCCUUUCUGAGCAUCGCAGCAUGUAUUUCUUACAAACCGCCUGUUAGCCUGCAGCCCCCCCCCCCCCCCCCCCGUCGGCUACACCCAUCACAGGGACGCAGUCUCCCACACUACACCCUGCAUCCCCCAUGUCGUCUUUCCUCUUCCUGCCCCCCGCUCAUUGGACGAUCAGACAAAUCUUUCCCCUCGAGAUUCUGUGCAUUUAGAUGUUUCCCCCAGACCCCCCCUCCCUCCAUCUCAAGCUGCCACACUUUCUUCGUCGUUCCUUCUCUUCUCAUAGCCGUUGCUGUCAAAAAUGCCCUUCAGCCCAAAGAGGCCCACCUCCUCCACCAGUCUCGUCUCUGAAUAUAUGCCGUCCUAGUUCCACCAGUCCGUCUCCUCUGAGGACAGCAUCUGAUGUUCUGCAAAGCAUUUUACAACAUAUCGUACGGGCUGCGUCUCAGAAGUUAGACUUUAUUCUUAUGUCCAAUUUGCUUUUAAGAACAUGUUGGAGGACACCGGUGGGCAAGCGUCCCUCGCCUGGUUGAAAUCGCUUGAGGUUCCAAGAACAGGGGGGAGGAGAGGACGCCAGGCUGCUAGGAAAGGCUGCUCAACAUGUCAUUGCAGAGUUGGGACAUUUCAAGCAAAAUAUUGCCUUCAGUUUAAAGAUGUACCUCUUUUGGAAAAACGACGUUCUGGGUAGUUUGUAAGGCGCCUCAGUUCUUUUUUUUCUUCAAAAGCAAUUUAAUAAUUGAGGAUCAACGCAGACUUUAUUUAUUUGUUUAAGAUUUGUGUUAUGCUGGUAAGAAUAAAGAUUUAAUAUUGUU
Molecule: messenger RNA, 3150 nt
Organism: Pungitius pungitius (ninespine stickleback)
Lineage: Eukaryota; Metazoa; Chordata; Actinopteri; Perciformes; Gasterosteidae
Gene: clgn
Product: calmegin
Exons: 15
Coding region: 238-2265 (675 amino acids)
Biological process (GO): protein folding
Cellular component (GO): endoplasmic reticulum membrane; endoplasmic reticulum
Molecular function (GO): calcium ion binding
Source: RefSeq, a predicted model, not a curated record